UCGUUCCCUUUUGUCCAAGAUGGCGGCGGCCGCCGGAGGCGUCUCCUGAGCCGCGGGCCCCGGCGCCAUGAAGCGGGGCAGCGAACGGGACUCCAGCCCGCCAGGGGCUGGGGGAGGCCGCGCCGCCGCCGCCAAGCGGCCCCGCGAACGCGAACGAGAGAGCAGCAGCCGGCGCGGCCCACACCGGAGUUCGGGCGCCUCCCGCAGCAGCCGGGACAAGUCCACGCCCGGCGGCGGCGGCGGCGGCAGCGGCGGAGGCGGCGGCACCACCAGCGGUGGCAGCAGCGGAGGCGGCUCCAGCUCCCGCAGCCACCGCGGCGAUGGAGGCGGCAGCGGCGAUUCCAACCACCGCCCGGCGGGGAGCGGCUCGGCCUCGGGCGCCCGCGGCGGCAGCCAGGCCGCCCCCUCUUCCUCCUCCUCGUCCCGGGCGCUCGGCGUGCCCAAGGCCAAGGCCCUGCCCGGCGCCGUGGUGGCCCCGUCGCUGCUGCUGGCCGGGCCGCCGCCGGGCGCCGCGCCCUCCUUGCUGCUGGCGCCUCUGGGGGGCUCGGCAGGCCUGGCCGGGGAGCCGCCCGGCUCCUGUGAGUACAAGACGCUGCUGGUGAGCGGGCUGAGCGCGGCCCUGCCCGACCAGCUGCUGGAGGACGGGCUGUUCCGCCUCUUCCAGCGCUUCCGGGGGGGGGGCGCCGGGGACAUCAGUGUCAAGCUCUCCCACACGCCCGAGCUCGGCCGAGUCGCCUACGUCAACUUCCGACACCCCGGGGACGCCCGCGACGCCCGCCGGCACGCCCGGGCUCGGCAGAUGCUCCUCUACGACCGGCCCCUGAAGGUGGAGCCGGUGUACCUGCGCGGGGGCCGGAGGAGCCGCACGCCGCCCCCCGCGCCCUCUCCGGAGCCCCUGGGCUACCUGCCGCCCAUCCACAGCACCUACCAGUACAAGCAGCGGUCGCUGUCGCCCGUCACCAGCCCCUUGCUGCGGGAGCCGCGGCCCAGACACGCUCACGCCGCCGCCGCCGCCUUCGCCUUGGAAGCGGCCGCCAUCGGGCUCUCCCGGGAGCGGGAGAGGGCCCUGGAUUACUACGGGCUGUACGACGAGCGUGGCCGCCCUUACAGUUACCCCAUCGUGGCUGAGGAAGACCUGAUGCCAGAGGAUGAUCAGAGAGCAACCCGCAACCUCUUCAUUGGCAACCUGGACCACAACGUCUCAGAGGUGGAGCUCAGACGUGCCUUUGAGAAGUACGGCAUCAUCGAAGAAGUGGUGAUCAAGCGCCCUGCCCGCGGCCAGGGCGGGGCUUACGCUUUCCUCAAGUUCCAGAACUUGGACAUGGCACAUCGGGCCAAGGUUGCCAUGUCGGGCCGCGUUGUUGGCAGGAACCCUAUCAAAAUUGGCUACGGGAAAGCCAACCCUACUACCAGGCUGUGGGUGGGUGGUCUCGGUCCCAGUACUUCCUUGGCUGCCCUGGCAAGGGAGUUCGACCGUUUCGGGAGCAUCAGGACUAUUGACUACGUGAAGGGAGACAGCUUCGCUUAUAUCCAGUACGAGAGCUUGGAUGCUGCCCAGGCUGCCUGUGCUCAGAUGAGGGGCUUUCCUUUGGGAGGACCGGAGAGGAGACUCCGAGUGGAUUUUGCCAAAGCAGAAGAGACAAGAUACCCACAGCAGUACCAGCCGGCACCGCUGCCCGUGCACUACGAACUGCUCGCUGAUGGGUACAGCAGACACAGAAGCCUAGAGCAAGACUUGAGGGUGCGAGAUAGGACUCCUCCACAUCUCCUGUACUCAGACAGAGACAGGAGCUUUGUAGAGGCAGACUGGGCCAGCCCUGCCAAAAACGCCGAACGCAGAAACAACUUGGAAAGCUACAGCCGAUCGGUGCGUAGCCGGAGCGGAGAGCGCUGGGGCAGCGACAGCGAUCGCAGCCUGCCCAAACUGUGGGAAGAGAGGCGGAAACGCCGGAGUCUUUCCAGUGACCGCGGGAGGACUACUCACUCGCCUUACGAGGACAGAAGCAGGACAAAGGCCGGUGGGCCAGCUUUAGACCGCAGCCCAGAGAGGGCUCGCAAGGAGAACCACACUACAGAAUCCGGAGCUGAGAAAGAGCCGAGUAACUCCCUUCAGAACAAUCGUCAUGCGACCGAGGAGAAACCCCAUCGUGAGGCCCCCGAUGCUCCCCAGCCUAAAAAAAGGGACAGCGAACGCAAUCAUCGAACUGGUGAAUCGGAAUCAAAAACUCACGAGGAGCCAAAAUCCGAGACCAAAAAGCUAAAGAAUUUAUCGGAAUACGCUCAGACACUGCAGCUUGCUUGGAAUGGGCUUCUUGUGCUAAAAAACAGCUGCUUCCCCACCUCUAUGCACAUCCUGGAGGGAGACCUCGGUGUCAUCAACGGACUCCUUAAAGACCAUUCAUCCGGCGGGAAGUUAACGCAGCUCAAAAUCGCUCAGAGACUUCGGCUCGACCAGCCCAAGCUGGAUGAAGUAACUCGCCGCAUCAAACAAGGCAGCCCCAACGGCUACGCUGUGCUCCUGGCCACCCAGUCCACCCCGGCAGGGGCUGAGGGGACCUUCCCUGUUGUAGAGCCUGGCUUGCAGCGACGGCUUCUCAGGAAUCUGGUCUCCUACUUGAAACAGAAGCAGGCUGCUGGGGUUAUCAGCCUGCCCGUGGGAGGGGCGAAGGGCAGAGACAGCACAGGCAUGCUUUACGCGUUCCCUCCUUGUGAAUUCUCUCAGCAGUACCUCCAGUCAGCACUAAGGACAUUGGGAAAGUUAGAAGAAGAACAUAUGGUGAUAGUUAUAGUCAAAGACACUGCCUAGCCCACACUGUCUUUUCAAAUUCCAUGUUUUCUUUGUGUGUCACACAACCCAGUUGUUUUUAAGGCUGAUCAUUUUGGUGGGGGCUCAAAACACCUUGGCCAAAAUGGUAAGAUUUUUAGUUUCUAAUUAAUUUUAAUACCAUUUAAAUAGAGCCCAUUUUAUUCGUUUUUAAUAUGUGACACUGUCCGCUGUUGUUCUGUAUUUUUAUUUUUUAACUGUAUGAAAAGUUGUCAGUAAAGCCUUGUUCACUGAUGGAUUUCUAAA
This is a messenger RNA of Apus apus (common swift), 3070 nucleotides long. RefSeq names its product RNA binding motif protein 15B (gene RBM15B). Gene Ontology annotation, molecular function: mRNA binding. The record is from RefSeq and is a predicted model, not a curated record. Gene Ontology annotation, biological process: regulation of alternative mRNA splicing, via spliceosome. Gene Ontology annotation, cellular component: nucleus. Lineage: Eukaryota; Metazoa; Chordata; Aves; Apodiformes; Apodidae.